AUGAAGGCUGCUCCGCUCCUGGUGUCCUGGCACAACGAGAACGCGCCCAUCUACUCGGCGCACUUUGAGCCCCACGGCAAGGGACGCCUGGCGACAGCGGGCGGCGACAACAACGUGCGGCUCUGGAGCGUCGAGGCGCACGGCGAGGAGCGCACCGUCUCCUACCUGUCGACUCUGGCCAAGCACACGCAGGCCGUCAACGUGGUGCGAUGGUGUCCACGGGGCGAGAUGCUCGCGAGCGCCGGCGACGACGGCAACGUGCUGCUCUGGGUCCCCGCCGAGAAGCAGGCGGCGCACAACUUGGACGAGGGCCUUGAAGACAAGGAGACGUGGCGAGUCAAGGCCAUGUGCAGGUCCAUAGGCUCCGAGAUCUACGACCUGGCCUGGUCCCCUGACGGCGUCUUCUUCAUCACAGGCAGCAUGGACAACAUUGCCCGCAUCUACAACGCUCACACUGGAAGCAUCGUGCGGCAGAUUGCCGAGCACAACCACUACGUCCAGGGCGUUGCCUGGGACCCCAUGAACGAGUACAUUGCAACCCAGUCGUCGGACCGCUCCGUCCACAUCUACACCCUGAAGAACAAGGACGGCCACUUCUCGCUGGCCCAGCACAGCAAGGUCACCAAGAUGGACCUGCCCGCCCGCCGCGUCUCUUCCAACAGCCCGGCGCCCCCAGACUUCGGCAGCCGCGCCUUUGCCGCCGAUGCUGCCAUGGCAAUCGGCUCGCCCGUGCCGUCGAUGCCCGGCACGCCCCAGUCGCUGGCCCUGCCCACGAUGCAUCCGCCGCCGACCUCGCACAGCCGUCGUUCGUCCUUCGGCUCCUCUCCAUCCAUGCGCCGCUCCGCCUCGCCCGCUCCGUCCAUGCCCCUGCCCGCCGUCAUGCCAAACUCCCCCAGCAUUGGCACCAUGGGCACCAUGGGCCUCCGCAACGCGCCCCUCUACUUCAACGAGACCCUGACCUCCUUCUUCCGACGUCUUACAUUUGCCCCGGACGGCAGCUUGUUGUUCACGCCGGCAGGCCAAUACAAGGCCGUGCAUGCGUCCGUUGCUGAAGCCAAGCAGACCGACGACAUCACGAAUACAGUCUACAUAUAUACCCGGGCCGGCCUUAACAAGCCACCCGUCGCCUAUCUGCCCGGCCACAAGAAGCCCUCGGUCGCCGUCCGUUGCUCGCCCGUCUACUAUACCCUGCGCCAGUCUGUCCCACCCACCAGGCACAUCACCAUCGAUACUUCAAAUAUGGACGAUGAGAUUCCUUCUCUGCCUGAUCCAGUCAUGCCCUCCAAGCCCCCUACCUCGCAUUCAUCCAUGGACCCCCCGCCCAUCACGAGUGCGCCUUCUCCCUCGCCAAGCCUAUCAGCGCCGUCGCCCAAGCCCGCCGAUGGCGAAGCAUCCGCUCAAUCCGGCCUGCCCCCCGGGCCUCCGUCUGCCUUUACACUGCCUUAUCGCAUGAUGUAUGCUGUCGCAACACAAGACGCUAUCCACAUCUACGAUACGCAGCAACAGAAGCCCCUAUGCAUCGUCAGCAACUUGCACUUUGCUACCUUUACAGACAUCACCUGGUCAAAUGACGGCUCCAUGCUGCUGAUGACCUCGUCGGAUGGCUUUUGCUCAUCCAUCACAUUUGCUCCUGGCGAACUUGGCGACAAGUACACGGGUCCUUUAGCUGUUCAUAGCCGACCACAGCAGACACCUGCUGCCAUCAACACCACGGGGGGGCACACAUCAAACAACUCUACCCCGACUCCUACACCAACAAACGGAACCAUGCCAGGCACCACAACGGCUACUGCACCACCAAUGCAGAGGCAACCCUCUGCAGGCUUCCCGGCCUCUCCGAGCUCUUUUGUUCCCGCAAGGCCUGGAAGUCCCACAAGAAGCAAUUCGGUAUCCAGUAUUGCUACUGCUUCAUCCUUUGCGCCCGGUGCAGGUGACCAAAGCAACAUGAACGCCCCAACGCCGGCUAUGUCAUCAGUGCCUAGUAUUGCUGCUGCCAAUUCUGGACCUGUACCGAUGUGGACACCGCCUCUGACCCCAGCUCACGGCCAGGGCACGACGCACAGUGCAAGUAGCUCGGUCAGCGGGGUACCAAGCACUGCCCAUGUUGGGCGAAGAGAAAGCGAAAUGAGCGAGUCAGACCGCGACGAUGCAUCUUCGACUUCCAAGAAACGAGAUUUGUAUGCUAUGCCGGAAGUUGAUGCAGAUGCGCGAGAGAGUAAGCGACGAAGGAUUACACCAACACCGGUCACGAUGGUCGCGGAAGGCGACAGUGCUAUUGCCAGCACCGAAGAGAGUACUCCGACACAAACACCCGGGCAGUAG
This is a messenger RNA of Alternaria ethzedia, 2322 nucleotides long. RefSeq lists its product as uncharacterized. The record is from RefSeq and is a predicted model, not a curated record. The coding region runs from base 1 to 2322 and encodes 773 amino acids. Gene Ontology annotation, biological process: nucleosome assembly; DNA replication-dependent chromatin assembly. The transcript is spliced from 5 exons. Gene Ontology annotation, molecular function: protein binding. Lineage: Eukaryota; Fungi; Ascomycota; Dothideomycetes; Pleosporales; Pleosporaceae. Gene Ontology annotation, cellular component: nucleus; CAF-1 complex.